Guyanagaster necrorhizus is the source of this 558-nucleotide messenger RNA. RefSeq lists its product as uncharacterized. Lineage: Eukaryota; Fungi; Basidiomycota; Agaricomycetes; Agaricales; Physalacriaceae. The record is from RefSeq and is a predicted model, not a curated record. Bases 1 to 558 code for a protein of 185 amino acids. The transcript is spliced from 4 exons.
AUGACGCUCUAUGGGAUGCCGAUAUUCCUCGAAGACAAGAGCGGGAGACUCACUGGGUCCGAGUUUAUCGAUAUCCAUGAUCGCAUGCGGUUCAGCUAUCGGUGCACCGCCCGGGACUCUGCCCAUACGGCGUAUAUGAUCUAUAACCUCAGCGCGAUGGUGUAUCAGGGCUCGUGUCCGCGGGCGGUGGUCGCGUUGGACUUUGGCCCGAAUAACGCGUUGGGGACGGUCAGCUUUUCGUCGAGGGAGAGCGUACCGAUGAAGAAGUACCUCCCGAAGAUCUCGAAUCAUGGAGGCGCAUACAAGCCGCGCAAGUUCGUUGCGUCCGAUUCGCAAGAGUAUAUUUGGGGUUAUAGGACCCAGGAGGGCCAGGAGUGGACUUGCACGAAUACCAGCGGAUACUUGGUCGCGUAUUACAGCUUGAAGGUACCGGGAGAACCCCACUAUGAGGGUUCAUCGGGUUGCACGCUUACUAUCGACGAAGCGUUCGGUCACAUUGCAGCAGAAUGCUUAGCAUCCUUGAUGAUUAUGCGGCAUAUUGCAGAGUACAACGUUUGA